AACGAGUACAGCACAGAUGAGAAGUGGUCACCAGACAAGUUUAUAUCGAUCUAUACAAAACAAUGACGACGACAUUGGUAUAUAAAUGUCGACAAUCCAGCGCAAACCGACAUUGCUCGUACCCCGAAUCAGAACCCCAUCCACAAUCACAAUGAUCCCCAAAACAGAAAAAGACAAUCAGAUCAUCGAAAAGGCCAAAAGCCUACAAGGUGUCUGCUGGGGCGAGGAGUAUGAGAAGAUGAUAUCGGGGAUACUAUAUAGUCCCCUCGCAUCAGAGCUCAUAGAGGGCCGCACCAAAGCGCGCUUCCUAAUGUCCGAGUUCAAUGCUCCUCCUCGAUCCGAUGUGCCGUUCUCUGAGACCGUUGCGCAAAGGGAGGCGACAUUAAGAAAUUUGUUUGGCCGCGCAGGAAGGGGGAUCUAUAUCGAGCCUCCUCUCUUUGUGGACUAUGGCUGUAACAUCAGUGUUGGAGAUGGCUUUUAUGCAAAUUUCAAAUUGGCCCGAAUGUAAACAUCAUCACUGGAGAGCAUGAGACCAAGAUUGAAGCGCGUCGUAAACAUCGAGGAAUGGAAUUUACAAGGGAAGUCAUUAUCGGUGAUGAUUGCUGGAUUGGAGCGAAUGUGACUAUUUUGGCUGGGGUGACUAUCGGAUCAGGGUGCUCUAUCGGUGCUGGCUCGGUGGUCAAGAGAGAUAUCCCGCCGUACAGUAUCGCUGUGGGAAGUCCUGCUCGAGUUAUU
Aspergillus novofumigatus IBT 16806 is the source of this 735-nucleotide messenger RNA. RefSeq lists its product as uncharacterized. Gene Ontology annotation, molecular function: galactoside O-acetyltransferase activity. The transcript is spliced from 3 exons. Lineage: Eukaryota; Fungi; Ascomycota; Eurotiomycetes; Eurotiales; Aspergillaceae. The record is from RefSeq and is a predicted model, not a curated record. The coding region runs from base 86 to 508 and encodes 140 amino acids.